AUGUCGUCCACUAGUACAACAUGCAUUGAGCUAGCUCUACAUGCGAGUAAAAAUCAGCGUCAAGAAACGUUGCUAUGGCUGGUGAUUGCUCGAUACCAGCCCUGCAAGAAGUCGUACCGUCGAGUCUGGGUCUCGGGUCUAACCAAAGCCAAGAUGAGGUCGGUAUUCAAGGUACGGCCUGCCUUGAUUACGCAAGACAACACCAAAGAACUUCCGGAACAGCCGCCAUUUAUGACAGCUACCGACAUCGAGAUUCUGGCAAGUCUGAGGACGUUUUACAACAAGCCCAAGGAACUGUUGCGGAUUGCUGCACCGGCGCUAAUCUCUUUAGCCCUAUGUCCCAUCACAAUAUACCUGUACGAGCCUCUGGUUCAGGCGUUGUGGCCCACCUCCUUAUUCCCGGACAUCAACGACGCCAUUGCUUGUUUUCUCAGCCCCGCCGGUCUUGUCUACGCCACCUCUUUUGGAUUUGCCUUUCAACAAGCCUUAUCCAAACAACACGAAGUCCUUGUCCACGUGACCGAAGAGCUCAGCAAGAUUGACCAAAUUGCUACCCUGACCAGCAAGAUAAGUCUGCCGUCGCUGGAAGAUAGACUGGAGAUUUACAGAGCCAUUAAAGCGGAAAUUGUCUUUAUGAUUCUCCAAAUUGAGCAACGAGAUUUAUGCGACUUAAAAUUUCCGCCAAAGGAGAACAUUAAAGUAAAAAUUUGGAGUGUGGUGGACAUUUUAAGAAAAGUACCACUUGACGACCAAAAAUCUUACAUGGACAGAAUUAUGUGUGAGAAAAUCGUCAACCACAUUACUCAGAUCAACAGCAUAUGCUCGGACCGAAUGGGCACCAUUCACAGCAGAAUACAUCCGCUCAAAUGGGCAUUCCUGGAAACAUUAGGGUUCUUCUCGUUUCUUGGUGUACUGUUGCUGCAGGCGGGAGGAUAUCGGAUGGAGUUGGCCAUGUGUAUUAUAACGGUUUUCUCCAUCAGUAUGCUCUGCUACGUCGUCUCCGAUCUGGACUCUCCCUUCAGCGGCUUUUUCCGUGUGGAUUUGUCCGUGUUCCCUGAUGUUAUGAACAGACUGGAGACAAAUGCUCAUGUCAGUUUACUUACUGGAAGUACCUCGACAAGAUCUGAUAUCCAGCGCCUUCCUCAGACCUCAACAGGGUCUGAUAUACACCGCCUUCUUCAGACCUCAACAGGGUCUGUUAUACAUCGCCAUCAUCAGACCUCAACAGGAUUGUUAUACACUGCUUUCGUCAGACCUCAUCAAGGUCUGUUAUACACCGCCUUCAUCAGACCUCAGCAGGAUCUGUUACACAUCGCCUUCAUCACACCUCAACAAGAUCUGUCAUACACCACCUUCAUCACACCUCAACAGGAUCUGUCAUACACCACCUUCAUCAGACCUCAACAGGAUCUGUCAUACACCACCUUCAUCAGACUCGACGAGAUGUUAUUCAUCGCCUUCCUCAGACCUCAACAGGAUCUGUCAUACACCACCUUCAUCAGACCGCAACAGGAUCUGCUAUACAUCGCCUUCAUCAGACCUCAGUAG
Messenger RNA from Liolophura sinensis, 1548 nucleotides. RefSeq lists its product as uncharacterized. Bases 1 to 1548 code for a protein of 515 amino acids. NCBI's taxonomy places the organism in Eukaryota, Metazoa, Mollusca, Polyplacophora, Chitonida, Chitonidae. The record is from RefSeq and is a predicted model, not a curated record. The transcript is spliced from 6 exons.